This is a messenger RNA of Coniophora puteana RWD-64-598 SS2, 1328 nucleotides long. RefSeq lists its product as uncharacterized. Gene Ontology annotation, cellular component: endoplasmic reticulum membrane. The transcript has 3 exons. Bases 1 to 1194 code for a protein of 397 amino acids. The record is from RefSeq and is a predicted model, not a curated record. Gene Ontology annotation, biological process: protein N-linked glycosylation; cellular response to oxidative stress. Lineage: Eukaryota; Fungi; Basidiomycota; Agaricomycetes; Boletales; Coniophoraceae.
AUGAGCACCGACAACGAGACGGAGGACGAGCAGGCGCCCAUAUACACCACGCGUCGUACACGGAGCGCGCACGAGCUCGUUCGCAACGGCCCCUCCGGCAGCCGGCGCGACAGCACCGAUCCCGUUGCCCGCUCGAGCGGGCUUCGCUCGUUUAUCAAUCUCGGAGACGGUCUCAGCUUCCGUAGCCGGAGCUCGACCAAGGUGAACUAUGUCACGACUACACCCGGACAGAGGGGGCUCGGGGAGACAGAGACGGAGACAGAUGAGCCAUCCCGCCACCUCCCAAACACGCGCAUACUUCCCGCCUCAGAACCGCUCGUGCCCCCACACCUCGUCACAACCAUCCUCUUCGAAUCGUCGCGCCUGCUUGCUGUCGUACCCGCUCUUCUGGGCGCCACGCUGAACGCAUGGGCGCUCUACUCGCCUCCGGGAUCCGACUCAGAGUACUGGCACUACGGGCGCGAUGCACGUCUAGCUCACCACUCGAACGACGGAGGCACUGGUGGGGUCCCUAAAUGCGCGAAUUGGAGCAGAGGCGCGCUGCCCGACAGGGGCGACUACUUCCUCGCCGUGCUCUGGGCCCUUCUCACAGCCCACCAAUGCCUCGCACUCACCACCGGCCUCCUCCACCGCUGGCGCGCACUCUACCCCCCGCUCUCCACCCUCAUCCGCCUCCUCGCGCUGCAAGCCAUCUGCUGGCCCGCCACACACACCACCCUCCAGAUCCUCGGCGCCCUCGGCGGCGGCGCGCCCGCGCUCCUCGCGCGCCUGCACGCGCACGCCGCGCUGAACAUCAUGGAGGCGGAGCUGCUGCGCUGGACGACGGUGCGCCCGGCCGUGUGCUGGGCCGUUAUAGGCAGCACGACGUGCUUUAGCAGGAGCAUUCAGAUAUGGGUGACGAGCAACCUUCUUCCUCCGGCUGGCGCGAAGCCUAAGCCGUUGUUGUCGCCGUCGAAACUCUCUUCUUCUUCUGCUGGUGCUGGUGCUGGUGCUGAGCCCCCGUCGGGCGCGGGGCGGUUCAAGAUGAAGUGGAAGCUGAAGAACAGCGCGCAUGCGAUCGCGGGUGCUGGUGCGCCGGGCGGGAGACGCUGGGACUGGGCGGUUGUUGGGCAGACGUGUGUGCUCCCUGCGGGGUGUCUGUAUUUCGUGAUGGCAUGGGUGGACGCGUGGAGGCGGGAGAUGGGGAGCUGCUAGAUUAAUUGCGUGUCAUGGGAUGGCUCCGGGCUUGUGUUGCGACUGGCUCCGCUAUACCAGGUGGCCCGGGUGUGGACGGUUUUCGUUUUCGUUUUUGCGUAUCUUGUUAUUCUACUCUGUUGAGUAACUGCUUC